Nematostella vectensis (starlet sea anemone) is the source of this 1697-nucleotide messenger RNA. Its product is annotated as regucalcin. The transcript has 14 exons. NCBI's taxonomy places the organism in Eukaryota, Metazoa, Cnidaria, Anthozoa, Actiniaria, Edwardsiidae. Gene Ontology annotation, biological process: L-ascorbic acid biosynthetic process. The coding region runs from base 44 to 1015 and encodes 323 amino acids. Gene Ontology annotation, molecular function: enzyme regulator activity; calcium ion binding; gluconolactonase activity. The record is from RefSeq and is a predicted model, not a curated record.
GUCAGUCAAGUAUAUAUAUAUUUUUUUGUGUGACGCAAAAAAGAUGUCUUUUUCUCAGUUGAUUAACGCUCUCCUACGGCCCUGUAAAAGGUUCCAUCGCUUUCUUCUGCAAAACAUGGCGACUCCAGUAAAAGUGAGCGUCCUUUUGAAAAAUGUCGGCGAGCUUUGUGAAGGUCCGCACUGGGACGAGGCUAGUGGCAAGCUAGUAUGGAUGGACUGUAUGCAGAAACUUGUGCAUGUCACUGACGUGGACUCAGGCAAGGAUCAGAAGUAUCAAUUUGACAAUGUUGUAGGGGCAGGAGUCCCAAAAGAGCAAAGCAGAUCACUUGUGAUGGCAUCUGGACGAGACUUCAUCUUUCUUGACCUUGAGACAGGCACAAGAGAAGUUGUUGCAAAGGUUGAUGAUGAUCGCCCUCACAACCGAUUCAAUGAUGGAAAGUGUGACCCUGCAGGGCGGUUUUGGGCAGGAACAAGAGGAGUUCAGGAUGGAGAGAUUUUAAACAGGCAGGGCAGACUUUAUUCUUUUGAUUGUGGCAGGUCUACUAGAGCACACGUAGAUGGGGUCACAAUUUCCAAUGGACUCGCUUGGAGCAACGAUGGGAAAACUCUGUACUACGUGGAUUCAAUUCCCCGAACAGUGUCUGCAUUUGACUACGAUGUGGCAUCCGGUAACCUGAGCAACAGAAGAGUUGCUAUUCAGCUGCCACCCUCCAGAGGGGAGCCGGAUGGAAUGACAAUAGAUAAAGAUGGCAUGCUAUGGAUCGCUAUUUGGGAUGAGGGCAAGGUUGUUCGCUUUGACCCUAACACGGGCGAAGAACUCCAAUCUGUCAGUUUUCCUGUUGCUAGGACAACGUCAUGCUGCUGGGCGGGGCCAAAUUAUGAUGAGCUGAUUGUGACAACCGCUAGGAUUGGCCUUACCCCUUCACAGCUGAGAGACCAACCCCUCGCAGGAUCCAUCUUCCGGGUCAAGAACCUGGGAACACGCGGCUCUCCCGCCGUAAAGUAUCACGGCUAGUGACAAAAUCAACCGACGAUAAUAACAGGCGACAUGCGAUAAGAGACUGCGCGUGACUUUUUGGGUGCCAAAGUUGCACCGUUUUUUGACGGCAAACGCGCGCGCACUGUUUUUUUGUCUAUCACCAAAAAGCAACUUUAUUCAGCGCCCUUACAAAUCAGAUGUUACAUAGGGUUUAUUUUUAUUGAAAUAUUUUAUCAUUUGGCGCUCUUGCGUGACGCCCGCAGCUGUUUCUGUGUCUAUGUUGAUGGCGCGAGAGAUUUCUGAAAUAAAGUGAAUUUCGGGAGACUGCAGCUGUACUGUGAAAGGAUAAAGUUGCAAGAAUUUGUCGAGUAUCUUAUCGGGACCGUACAAAACAACCUUUAGUCACUAUAUAGGCGUGGUUUUAUUUCAAAUAUAUUACGUCUACAUAAGAAACUUGUACUUGUUACAAGAAAGUCUUGGAUUUAACAACUUUUUUUUUCCACUUCUAAUGGGAGUGUGGAAUUGAAGUUUAUCACAGCCCGCUACACUAAUUUUACCUUCAGCCUUCUUUCAGUUUUUGUAUCAAAUUUCUAUCCCAUUAAAAUUUCACAAACAUUCUUUAUCUCCUGGUUGAACGAGAUUGUUAACCUGCCUUAUUAUAAUCAUGUUUUUCUUGUAUUCUGCUAAUUUAUUAAUAAAAUAAUACCUUUUGAAACUA